AUGGAUUCAGCCACAAGCCAAAGAUUAUCGAUUUCUCUAGCAGCAACCCUCUCCCUAAUCCUGAUACAUUUGACUCUAGUCAACUCUUUCACUGAAAUCCCAACAGCAUACGAGGUUCUUGAGGACUACAACUUCCCAGUUGGCCUUCUUCCAGAAGAGGUGGUGACAGGCUACAAGCUCAACCACAGAACAGGUGAAUUCUCAGCCUAUCUCAAUGAUAGUUGCAGCGUCUAUGAAGGAGGAUACCGUUUGAAAUACGAGCCCACUAUCAAAGGUUACAUAUCAAACGGCAAGAUAUCUAGCUUGGAAGGUGUUAGUGUGAUGUUCUUUCAUAAGUGGAGAAAAAUUGUUGAGAUCCUCCGGCGUGACAAUCAUAUUCAUUUCUCCGCGGGGGUGGCAAGAGACAGGUUCCAUAUUAAGGACUUUGAGGAAUCUCCUCAAUGUGUGUGUUCCAUGAACUGCUUUCCUACUUCCUAG
Molecule: messenger RNA, 477 nt
Organism: Vitis vinifera (wine grape)
Lineage: Eukaryota; Viridiplantae; Streptophyta; Magnoliopsida; Vitales; Vitaceae
Exons: 1
Coding region: 1-477 (158 amino acids)
Source: RefSeq, a predicted model, not a curated record